This is a messenger RNA of Hyla sarda, 2235 nucleotides long. RefSeq names its product protein kinase C delta type-like. Gene Ontology annotation, biological process: protein phosphorylation. The record is from RefSeq and is a predicted model, not a curated record. NCBI's taxonomy places the organism in Eukaryota, Metazoa, Chordata, Amphibia, Anura, Hylidae. Gene Ontology annotation, molecular function: ATP binding; protein serine/threonine kinase activity. The transcript has a single exon. The coding region runs from base 154 to 1233 and encodes 359 amino acids.
UAUACUGAUAUCAACAUGGUCAUACUAGUCUACCAGUCCACUGUCAUCGCUAUGUUCUCUUAUGACAUCACAUCUGUGAUCCUGGACACCCGCUCAGUGUUCUUUUGGAGGGUGUUGAGAGCACACGUGCUAUUGUACGGCUGAGCAUUUUUUAUGCGUUUUUGGAAUAUGGGGUCUUCAAAUCACCACCAAGAAGCCCUGAAUUCAAAGGGAGGGAGAAAAAGGCGUAGAGAGGAGCUAUCACCAUCAGAGCCCCUGAAAAAGAAGCCACGUCUGGACAUAAAGGACGGUGGAAGAAAAAGGAAAAGGCCAGAUAACAGCCUGGAUGGACCAGCCAAGAAGAUCCGAAAAUGUGGAUCACAGGCUGAAGUACAGGACAAAGAGCCCAGACCAGGACCAAGCGGUGACUACUCUGCAGGCAAUGAUACCAUCACCAAGAGUAGGUUUACCUACGAGUCUUAUAUCGGAAAGGGCGGCUUUGGACAAGUGUUAAAAGUCAAGGAUGAAGUCUUAAAUAAGACGCUAGCAGUUAAAAUUGUGGAAGAAGGCUCCUCAGCAUCGGCAAGAAGAAGGAUUGAUGUAGAGAAAGAAGUUUUACAACUUGCUGCAGGUAGCCCUUUCUUAAUACACUGUUAUUUGACAAUUCCAUUUGAAAAAAAAUGGUGCUUUUUUAUGGACUUUGCCUCUGGGGGAGAUCUACAUGGCCUCCUGAAAAAGAAAGGAUGUCUCCCUACUGCCGAUGCCACAUUCUACGCAGCCGAAAUUACAUCUGGCCUGCAGUUUCUUCAUGGCAAAGGCUUUAUCCACAGGGACAUAAAACCGGAGAACAUUCUCAUAGACUGCACUGGCCACUUACGCAUCAGCGACUUUGGCCUUGCCCUAAAACAAACAGAGGGUAUCACAGGAUAUGCGGGAACCCGUGGAUAUGUAGCCCCAGAGGUUAUCGCAAGAAAAGUAUACAACAUUGCAGCAGAUUGGUACUCCUUUGGGGUAGUUAUCUUCCAGUUAACAACAGGACAAGAACGCCUCAAGUGCAAAAUCUCUGAACUGUCACAAUAUCAACUUGACAGCAGUGUUGAAGCCAUUUUAAAGGAGCUGCUGAAUGAAGAGCCAAAGGAAAGACUGGGAUAUCAGGGCUGCAUAAGAUCACACCCCUUUUUUAGAGACAUUGACUGGGCAAAACUGGAUGAAGUGAAAUUACCACCACCGUUCAUACCAUCAAUGCCCAGCUAAAAAUUGACAUUCUAUGCCUGCCACCAGGGAAAAUAACAGAUCGGCGAGGCCAUCAUCCUGGAGGCCGCAAGGCACUAACUUCACUGUCCAAGGGCUGGGAGAAGUGGAUUAUUUCUCUGGAAGCACCUGUGGAUGACAAUACCGGUACUGACAGACAUUAAUGACAAACAGCUCACUGAGGAAAAGAAGAUACCGCUCUGCACGGCAAUACGGUGAUCAGUGUGCUGGAUAUUAAAGAGUACCUAUCAUAAAAACUUAAUAUAUUGUUCAUUAAUGUCUCCUUUCUAAUUGCAUGUUAUUAUCUAAAAUGUUUACUUAAAUAUAUUUAUUAUUCAUUCUAACAUAUGACCACUAGGGGUCUCCCUACAUGUCUGUUUCUCAUAGAUUUCGGACUCAUGCCGUCCUGGCACGAGUCUGAAAUCUCAGUGCAGCUGGGCUGACAAGCAAGCACAGCAGAGGUCAUUGGGCUCCAACAGCAACACGGCAACUCUGUGCUCCGAUCCUCCUCCUUUCUGUAAGACACAUGCUUUAGUAAACUGAGAGGAGGAGACUCAGGAGCUGCUGGCUGUGCUGUUCUCAUGCAUAGAGGGAUUGCAGCAUAGAGGAGGAGGCCACGCACCCUUCCUCCCUCCACAUGAACUGCAAAGUGAGAAGAGAAGAAGAGAAAAGGUACAAAGGGGGGUGUUUAGGGAAAACAAUGUAGGGUUAGUGUCAGGUAGAGUCAGGGACAGAUGAGGGGUGGCUUACUCAAGUUCAUUUUGGCAAAAUGUAGACUUGCUUUUUUAAGUCUCUUUGUCAGCAGUGGGGUCCUCCUGAGCCUCCUGCCAUGAGUUUCAUAUAAUUUAAAUCUCGACAGAUAGUUUGCGCCGACAUUGAUGCUCCCUGAGCCUGCAGGACAACUUGAAUAUCUUUGGAAACUUAUUUGGGGCUGCUUUAAUCAAUAUCUCUCUUCCGUCCACGCCCAGGGAGAUUAGCUACAGUGCCAUGGGUUGCAAACUUCUU